UCAACGACGUGUCAUCAAUAUUCAUAAGAUGAGACUGGAAGAUUACCAAGCAACGCCACACGACUCAAUUAUUAUAAAAACUUUACCGUACUAGAAUUCGUAACUCCACUGAUUGGGAUUUAGAGUCCUGAUAGACGCGGAUAAACCCAAAUUAGUGCGAACAAGUCUCAGUUUUGGCAACUAAGAGCGCACGCUCAAAAAAGAAAACCACGGAUGCCAAAUAUAACGCAAGGUGUGCGCUCUGCUUCGGGUGUUUCUACAUCUUAGCUUCAUUUAACGCUGUCAGAUUUAUUUCACAGUUGUUGGUUUUAAUUUUAUACGCGCAUUAUGGAGUACUGGAGGCAAUGCAGCUUGUGGCUGAUCAACUGUAAAGUUUUGCCCCGGAAUCAUCGGGUCACGGCUGAUUCGGCGCAGGUUUUUGAUUUGGCCCAAACUCUUCGGGAUGGGGUGCUUCUGUGCCAACUGCUGAACAAUCUCAGACCCGACACCAUUAACCUGAAAGAGAUCAAUCUCAGACCACAGAUGUCACAGUUCCUCUGUCUGAAGAAUAUCCGUACAUUUCUGUCUGCAUGCUGUGAAGCAUUUGGGAUGAAGAAGAGCGAAUUGUUUGAUGCCUUUGAUCUCUUCGAUGUUCGUGAUUUUGGAAAGGUCAUCGACACUCUAUCAAAACUCUCUUAUACAGCUAUUGCGCAACAGACAGGGAUCAGGUCAUUCCCCACAGAGGAAAGCAGUGAAAAUGAAGACAUAUACAUUCAUUUGGCAGAUCUCAUAGAUGAGGAGCUGGAAGAAGAUAUUUACGACCCCGUAUACGGAGAUGUUGAGGGAGGAGAGGUGUAUGAGGAUCUGAUGAGGACAGAGGCUGCUUCGUCUCAGGCGAAACAGGCCGAGGUGGACAUCAGAAGCUGCUGUCUUUUAGAGAUCAAACAGACAGAAGCCAAAUACACUGAGACUCUGGAGACCAUUGAGAAGUAUUUUAUGAUUCCACUGAUAAAAUUCAUCUCAGCAACAGAAAUUGACAAGGUUUUCAUCAAUAUACCAGAGCUGGUUAAAGUUCACAAAAGCCUAAUGGCUGAAAUUCAAGACUCUGUUCAAAAUAAAAAUGCAGAAAACCUCCACCAGAUCUUCAUUACUUACAAAGACAAGCUUUUGCUUUAUGGAAAAUACUGCAGUCAUGUAGAAUCAGCCAUUUCUCUGUUAGACUUCAUCUGUAAGGAAAAAGAGGGUGUUCGACUGAAACUAGAGGAAUGUUCAAAGAGAGCCAACAAUGGGAAAUUCACUUUGAGAGACUUGCUUGUGGUUCCCAUGCAGCGUGUGCUGAAAUACCCACUACUGCUUCAGGAAUUAGUCAAAUAUAGUAAUGACACCACUGAAAAGAGCAACCUACGAGUAGCCCUUGAUGCCAUGAGAGACUUAGCCCAGUAUGUAAAUGAGGUGAAAAGAGAUGUUGAGACUCUGAGGGAGAUUGAUCAGUAUCAGCGAUCCAUUGAGAAUUUGAAUCAGUGCUUACUUUCGUACGGAAGACCGAAGGGUGACGGUGAAGUCCGUAUGGUGUCAAAUGUGGACAAGCGUAGACAGGACAGACAUAUUUUUUUGUUCGAUGUCGCUGUCAUCGUCUGCAAGAGGCGUGGGGACAACUAUGAGAUGAAGGAAGUGAUCGACCUCAAUCAUUUCAAGAUCACCAGUAACCCCACCCCUGAUAAGGACAGCAGAAAGUGGUGCUAUGGGUUCUUCCUCACCCACCAGCAGGGGCAGAGUGGAUUUGAGUUGCUGUUCAAGACAAAAGAACUGAAGAAGAAAUGGCUGGACCAGUUUGAGAUGGCUAUAUCUAAUAUUCGCCCAGAGAAUGCCACGUUUAACUCUCACCACUUCAAAAUGCACACUUUUGAGAGGGCCACCACCUGCAGCUCAUGUCAUAUGCUUCUCAGGGGAAUUUUUAACCAAGGCUACCUUUGUACUAAAUGUGGAAACGGGGCUCAUAAGGGCUGUCUGGGAAGACUAGGAGUCUGUGGAAGGGCAGGUAAUGGUGCUGCUGUUCAAAAAGCACAGAGAAAGACAACACCUAGGAAACAAGAAGACCCAGGUUUGCCAAAAAUGUUGGUCAUCAGAGAUUAUUUUGGAGUUCCCAGUCCUCAGGGCGGACUGCCGCUGAAUGCUCAGAUUGGUGAUGUCAUAGAGGUCAUCUGUGCUGAUCCCCACAGCUCCUGGUGGCAGGGCAAAAUCCUGACAACACAAGAGACUGGCUUCUUUCCAAGUGAUGCAGUCAAGCCCUGCCCAUGUGUACCCAGGACAAUCGACUAUUCAGGCCAACCCUGGUUCGCUGGGCCCAUAGAGAGGCACCACGCAGAGUCCGAGCUCAUGGAGAGAGAGAACAGCACCUACCUGGUGCGAUACAGGAGCCGGGAGAACAGAGAGUAUGCCAUCAGCAUCAAGUACAACAACGAUGUGAAGCACAUUAAGAUCCUCACUAAGGAGGGCUGCUUCUACAUUGCUGAAAGCAGGACAUUCAAGACUGUAUUAGAACUGGUUGAAUAUUACAAACAGCACUCUCUGAAAGAGGGUUUCCGUACACUGGACACGACUCUGCAGAAGCCGUAUAAGGAGCUCAGUAGUGGACUCAGAACUGCUGCUCCAGUGCUCUAUGGGCUUUCCGUUUUGAAUCCCACCAGCUACAGUUUUGUUCCUCCCUCCCCCUCACCCUUCUGGUCAGUUUUGACCCCGAGAGUGCUUGGCAUUGCACUAGCACGAUACGAUUUCAGCUCCAGAGAUACUCGGGAACUCUCUCUGCAGGUGGGCGACCUGGUGAAGAUCUAUAUCAAGUGUACCAAUGGAUGGUGGAAGGGUGAAGUCAAUGGCCGGGUGGGAUGGUUCCCUUCAACCUAUGUGGAGGAAGAGGAGUGACCAGCACAGGAAGUCAUCCUCACUAUGCUGUGACAGUGAUAAGCCACCUGCUGGCAUUGGACAAGAAUUGUAAUAGUGAACAAUGCACCCUUACUUGAGUGAAACACAGCAAUUAUCAACCUCCUCUAAUGGGAUCCAGUGGACUGUGGUUGAGACCUGCAGCGUGAUGCAUCUGAGGCCCCGUCGGCUUUGAGUGUUCAAUUAGUUAUGAAUGUCCCUCGCUGCUCCACAUUCAGUCCAGACAUCUUUUUCUCUCACUCUUCCCCUCCCUCUCACCCUGUCACCUCCUGAAAUCUUCACACAGGGCCUGGGGCCCCCCUCUCUCUGCCUGUUUAAAAUUUAAACUCCAUUUCUGCGCUAUGCCGGACCUCCCAUAAACUCGGGAGUGGCACGCAGAGAGAAAAGCCCUGAGCUGGCCGUUUUUUUCCCCUCCAUUCGGCGACCUUUACGCGGUGCUUUCAGCUCACCUUGUGCUAUAAUUGAUGAUUUCAUCCGCCCGUCUGACUCUGCAAAGUUUGGCUGGGGCGAGAUGGAGCGCGGUGCUGUCACGAAGCCUUCCUCCCUGCCUUCUCCUCUUCAGCCCUGAUAACACUUAGCAGCAGUGCUCUCUCAGUGCGCUCGGGGCGCUGCGCGGUGACAGGAGGCCUGCCGUUCAGUGCGAUAUCCAUCUCAGCCGGCCUGACGCACUGCGCUGUGAUCAGUCAUCGCCUCUGUCUGUUUCUGAACCUCAGGUGCUCCCAAGCAGAAUGUUGGCACUGAUUUUGGACUAGAGUCAAUUCCUUCUCUUUUCAUGCAUCGGAAAGACUGGUUAACAUUACGGUGUUUGCAAUAGGGACUGAGGCUGCUAGACACUGCAAAAAAUGAAAGUAUGAUAUAAAAUAAUUACAGUUACAAAAUAUCUGCAAAUUUAAGAUGACAAAAUGCACUACCAUUCUAAAGUUUGAGGUUAGUAAGAUUUACUUUUAUAUAAUACAUAAAUAAUACUUUUUAUUCAGAAAGGAUGCAAGUGACAGUAAAGACAUUUAUAAUUUUAUAAAAGAUUUCUACUUAGAAUAAAUGUUCUCUUUUGAUCAAUGAAUGCUGAAAAAAAUGUAUCACAGUUUCCACAAAAAUAUUAAGCAGCAAAACUGUUUUCAACAUUGCUAAUAAUAAGAAAUGUAAUAACAGUUAUUGUAAAUUAUAAUAUUUCAAAAUAUUAUUAUAUUUCCUGUUUCUACCAGAAAGGCUCGAUAAGCAGAUAAACGUUUAAAUAGAUUUAUUUCUUGAAGAAUAUAUCCAAGUGAUAAUCACAUGAUUCGUUGGCGUAAGCCGUCUUUAGUCCAAGUCUUGAGGUAAGAUGGCAGGUCCUGCCUGAAGAUGAAGGCAGGGGCGAAGCCAACCCCUGGACAAAUGGAAAAGGCCAACCUGAUGGUGGUGGGGAGGAUGGAGGAGAACGUCAGCCACAACACUUACAAGCAGCAGAUGGGAGAGUAAGGUCGAGUUUUUAUAUAAGGUGUCGCACUGUGAUUGGCUAGAUCUAAUUUUUUAACAAUGAAUGACGUGGCGUUAGAGUCUUCCUGCUAGAACCUAUACUUAAGCUUCCAUAUUUGUGAUCAAAUAAAUGCAGCCUUUUUGAGCAUAAGAAACUUUUUUUAAAAACAUUAAAAAUCUUACUGACCCCAAGCUUUUGAACAGUUGUGUAUAUCCAAAGUACUUUCUCUGAAAAGGUCUUCAUAUUUUGUGUCAUUUGUCUUCUGAGGUACGUUUAUCUCGUUUUAAGGAUGUUUAGAUGUUUUUACUGGAAAACAAGACAAAAACACGGAGAAUAGGAUUUUCUGAGGACUGGCAGCACAGAUGAACUUUUUUUUAAAACAUUUUUGUAAGUUCUGUGCAAAGGAAAUUGCUCUCUAAAUGGACACAUUUUUUACAAGCUGCUUUUUAUGCUGAAAUCCAGGUCAAUUCUUUUCUCAGAAAUCUAUAUUCACAGAAAUGUAAUUUUAUGUGCUGUCGUAGAUGUUGAAAAGAUAAUUGCAACCAUACAUCUGUUUCUUAAUGCACCUAACAGUUCAUGUUGUCUGGUUUUCAUCAGAAUACAUGUAAAUUAUGACUUGUUUCACACUGUUUAGAAAGUGAAUUCUCUAUAGCUGUAUACAGGGUCCAAAUGUGACUUUUUGCCACACUUGCCGAUGGUGCGAGGAAAAUUUACUAGAUUUUAAAUUCUGAAUGGCCAUGAAACUAUUUUGUAUUACUUUUAUUAAAAUAUUUUGUACCCAUUAA
Megalobrama amblycephala (Wuchang bream) is the source of this 5154-nucleotide messenger RNA. RefSeq names its product vav 3 guanine nucleotide exchange factor b (gene vav3b). Gene Ontology annotation, molecular function: protein binding; guanyl-nucleotide exchange factor activity. Gene Ontology annotation, cellular component: cytoplasm; plasma membrane. NCBI's taxonomy places the organism in Eukaryota, Metazoa, Chordata, Actinopteri, Cypriniformes, Xenocyprididae. The transcript has 28 exons. Gene Ontology annotation, biological process: cell migration; regulation of GTPase activity; intracellular signal transduction. The record is from RefSeq and is a predicted model, not a curated record. The coding region runs from base 328 to 2898 and encodes 856 amino acids.